Messenger RNA from Lodderomyces jiufengensis, 540 nucleotides. RefSeq lists its product as uncharacterized. Lineage: Eukaryota; Fungi; Ascomycota; Pichiomycetes; Serinales; Debaryomycetaceae. Gene Ontology annotation, cellular component: cytoplasm. The record is from RefSeq and is a predicted model, not a curated record. Bases 1 to 540 code for a protein of 179 amino acids. Gene Ontology annotation, molecular function: zinc ion binding; protein binding. The transcript has a single exon.
AUGAAAGUAACAAUUAGAUUAUCAACAGAAUCUUCAUUACAAAUAACAAUCCCAGACAAUUCAACAGUUGAAGAUUUGAAAAAUUCAAUAAAAGUAUCCUCAACAACUACAUUACCAAAAGAUUUUAAAUUAAUUUAUAAUGGUCAAAAACUACAACCUUUUAAUUCAACAUUAUCAUCUUUUGGAAUAGAUUCAACCCCCACCACCAAUCCAAUAAAUAUUAUAUUAAUGUCUCAAGGUACAGAUACUCCACCAACCUCACCACAAAUUGUAUCAACAAAUUUAAACUCAUCAAUACCUAAUUUAUCAACAACCACAAUUAAAAAAACCAAAAAGAAAAACAAAUGUUCAUUUAAGAAUUGUUCAUCUACUCCAUUAAGAAUGGUAGGUACUUGCUCUCAUUGUCAAGGUAAAUUUUGUGCAAAACAUAGAUUAUUAGAAGAUCAUAUUUGUAUUGGAUUACAAAUUUGUAAAGAUAAUGCUCAUGAAUCAAAUGCCAUGAGAUUACAACAAGAAAGUACUUUAGCCAGUAGAGUUUAA